AUGACAUCCCGACAACCAGCUAAACUCGUCGUCCUAGAGAAUUUGUCGAGUAAUAAUGGUCGAAAUGCACAAAAGAUUCAUCUGCACGUAGAAAAUAUGAGAGAAUUUAAAAUUUGCGCCGGAAAUCAUAUCAUCGUUAGAAAACACGUCGAUGAAAAUGAGGAGGUCAAGGAAACCAUCGCCGAG
This is a messenger RNA of Acaulospora colombiana, 186 nucleotides long. Lineage: Eukaryota; Fungi; Glomeromycota; Glomeromycetes; Diversisporales; Acaulosporaceae. The record is from the annotation of a GenBank genome assembly.